Molecule: messenger RNA, 2299 nt
Organism: Moneuplotes crassus
Lineage: Eukaryota; Ciliophora; Spirotrichea; Euplotida; Euplotidae
Source: the annotation of a GenBank genome assembly
AAAAUGGCACUUAGGAGUUUAGAGAACCUCCCAUGAGAAAUCGCAAGAGAGGAUGAUGGAGAGCUGAUUGAUAAGAGACUACAGUCCUCUUCUGAAGACUCUGAUGAUGACUCUGAUAUGCCAAAGAAAAAGCAUAAGAAAAAGAAAAGAGAUCAGAAAUACAAAAGGAAGAGUCUCAACAGCACACUUAUUGAGAAAGCUAAAAAAGCGAGGAAGUGGAGAAGAGUUAAUGCAGCUAUUUCUAGUGCGACUAAGUUUAGUACAAAGACCUAUACGUUCUCUGAAAAGUCUCCGAAUGGCCAUCGCUUGCCGGUGGCCCAUACACAAACUUUUCCAGACAUCGGUGAUUUGUACUUAACCAUUCAGAAAUAUUCAGACGAUCUAGGUUUUGAAAUCAAAUUUGAUAAGAAGGAUAAAUCUAUUAUCUGCACUAGAGGAGGUGGUAUCAGAGUUGCUACAGUGAAGAAAGGAAAACUUCAGGUUGAAGAGAGUGAAGAAAUGACUGGCUGUCCAUUCAAGAUUACAGUUAAGCAAAAUAACACAGGUGAAUGGAUCGCUAGGUCGGUUACUAACCAGCAUAAUCAUCUUAUGAAGAAAGAAGCCCAACCUGAGUUUGGAGAAGAUGUUCAGAAGAUUAUUUCUAAGUUUCGAGGAGAUCUUGGAGCCCAUAUCUCGAUUAAUGUCAAGAACCAAGCCAAUAUUUCGUACUUUAAGCAUGGCCUUGAGAUGGCUGAGGUGAUCAGAGAAUGAAAGGAGAAAUAUAAGGAGGAAAAGACUGAUGAACAAGAGAUUAUUGAUUACAUUGUUGACUUGAAAAAAUUACCGCCUGACAAUCUUGAUUUGGUCACAAAUCUGGCAAAAUAUUGAAUUGAGAAGCAAAAGGAGUUUCCAUCUCUUGAUUUUAAGGUCAGAAAAGACCUAAGGUACAUCUGCUGGACUUUAGUCAAAAAAGAGCGGAGAGGUGUUAUCGGAGAUGCUAUUAUCAUAGAUACGACCAUGACUCCUGAAUUGAACGGGUCAUGCUGGUACAUGGUAAUUUUUCAAGCUAUAAAUGAGUACGGGAUCAUUGAACCUAUCUUUAUAUGCCUUUGCUCAAACAUUAACUAUAAGAAGAUAGUCUCCAUGAUGAUCUCAUAUAGGCAACUUGGGUUUGAUAAGCCAUUUUCCGUGAUUUGUGAUGACGAGGAUCACAUUCUAACUGCUAUAAGAGAUGAGCUUAAAAUAGGGAAGUUCAAGCAUGAUCCUAGGCUGCUGAUCUGUAAGGACCACAUGUUCUACAGUCUUAGGAAGAGACUAGAGAAGUGUAAGGACCUUGACCCACAGAAGAUCCCAGAAGUGUGAUCAGAGAUAGAUAAGAUCAUCAAUAUCCCUACCAAGGCGAGAUAUAAGCAGCGAUUUAAGAAUUAUAUUUACAAAUUUGAUGCAAUGCCUAAGGCUAGAAAGGUGAUCAAGCGAUAUUUUAAGCAUAAGAAAUAUUUUAAUGAAAUUUUACAUUUUAAGGGACUCAAUAUAUGGAAAAGCAAGCAGAAAGGAAUUUUUGAAAAGAAAAUAGAGGUGGUCGAUGAGAAAGCUUUCAGAAAAUUUGACUUCACACCUGAAGCUGAGAUUCCUCUCCAUCUAGCACAUUAUAAGAAUAGAUACCGUGCUUAUGGGUAUUAUGACACUGAGGUCCCUGUGUACCGAUCAUUUUGAGCAUCUGCAAAACAGAGCUUGCUUAAUAUAAGGUUUCUUAAGAGAUGAUUGUAUACUAACCAUAAGAUAUUAGAUAAUUUACUUGACACUCAUACUAAGAUACACCUUGAUAUUCAAUGAAGAAAGACAUUUCUAGAUGGGUAUCCUAAUUCGACUGAUAUUAUUGAAACUAUCAGAAGGAUCAGUCAGACUAAAAUUCGUAUUAAACGAAAAGAUGAACAUGUUAAUAUUUACAUUGCAGAGAUCAUCAAGGAUGCAGAGUUACCAAAGGAUCUUCCCGAAAACUUGCUGUAUCAUCUUUACUGUUUCAACACAGACAAGGUGUAUAUUCCACAAACCCUCAUCGAAGCUUUGUAUAUCGAUCUUGACCAGUCUCAUGAGCUAGAAAUCCGAGAAGACAGGACACUUUCUUGAACAUGAGGGAGUUUCUACAAGAUAGGCUUUCUAUGAAUUCACAUGUUUGCUCUUCUGGACUAUUUAGACCUCGACUUGAUGAACAACUUAAAUAUGGUCAGAGACUGAUGGCUGAAGAAGGUCCCUACUGUAAAGGGUCUAGACUAUCAAUUCAAGACAAUCAUGAGGUACUUCAAUAAAUAACUUAUUUAAU